AUGGCUUCAGUCCAGCCCGCGCCCGCGGUGCAGUCCACCAUGCCACCGCUGCCACCUAACCUCUCCCCUUCACAGGUCCAAGAGGUUUACCAAAAAUUCCAGCGCAUGAAGGCCCAAAAUGUCCCCGAGACAGACCCAGAGUACAUCAAAGCCCAUCGCUUCCUUACCGCUGUUCAGCAACAACAGAAUUUUCGAAAGUUGGCUGCAAUGCAGCAGGCUCAGAAGCAGCAACAACAAGCCCAACAACAGGCGGCGCAGCAGCAACAGCACCAACCGCAAGGUCAACAGGUGAAUGGAAAUUCAAAUAGCGCCGCGACCAAUGGGUCUGGGAACGCGCAAACAGAUGCCCCAGGCGCUGCUGUCAAUGGUGCCGCCUCAUCGGCUCCCAGCGCACCGAAUACGACGGCCAGCGCGCAAGGCCCGGCAGCGCAAGCGCAACGUGCAGUGGCGCAAGCCAAUGCAAGUUUUACGCCAGAACAGCUGAAUAUGUUGAGGACGCAGAUAUACGCAUUCAAGAUGUUGUCCAAGAACCUCGUGCUACCGACCAAACUGCAGCAGCAACUGUUUCCUUCCAUGAAGCAGCAAACGGCUACAGCUUCUGAUACCACCAGUGCGGAUACUGCCAAAGGGCCCGAGAGUGUUAAGGAACCGAAAGCAGGCGUUGCCGGCGACCAGCUUGCGCAAGCAAAGUCAUUCUUCGACACUUACCAAUCGCCAUAUGACCUUUUGGGCAAAGCAAUAAGCUAUGCAGACCAUAGCCAGCGCUCUAAACGGCUGAGGAUCCCCAGUCUCUUACCGCCGGGCAUCGACCUAGAACAACUCCGGGAAGAGCAGGAACGUCUUGUUUAUAACCGUGUUCAGGCUCGGAAGAACGAGCUCGCUUCCAUCCCAGCAAACCUCGGAUCAUGGGACAGCAGCAAAUCAACUGAACCUGAGAUUGAUGACACAUUGAAGAUCAAGGCGUUGAUUGAGUUCAAAAAGUUGUCUUUGCUCCGCAAGCAACGCGAGUUCCGGCGCGAGAUUCAGCAAGACCUCUAUCACUACGAUAAUCUCGCCAUGACAGCCAACAGAUCGCUCCAUCGGAGAAUGAAGAAGCAAUCUCUGCGCGAGGCCCGUAUUACCGAGAAGCUCGAAAAGCAGCAACGCGAUGCAAGAGAAAAUAAGGAGAAGACGCGGCAAUCCAACCAUUUGCAGUCGAUCAUAGCUCAUGGUCAUGAACUCCGCAACAACGCAGUUAGCCAGCGCGCUCGGGUCCAGAAACUGGGACGAUUGAUGGUAACACACCAUCAGCAUAUGGAACGCGAAGAGCAGAAGCGUAUCGAGCGCACAGCCAAACAGCGUUUGCAAGCCCUCAAGGCCAACGAUGAAGAGACCUACUUGAAGCUUCUCGGACAAGCCAAGGAUUCGCGUAUCACGCACCUCCUCAAGCAGACCGACGGCUUCUUGAAACAGCUUGCUGCAUCUGUCAGAGAGCAACAACGGAAUGCCGCCGAGAAGUGGGGUAAUGAAGACAAAUAUCUGGAUGAGCAAGACGAAGACGAAGAAGACGACGACGAUGAGGAAGGACAAGGCAAGGUUGAUUACUAUGCUGUCGCUCAUCGUAUCAAGGAAGAGGUCAACGAACAGCCUUCAAUCCUGGUUGGCGGUACCUUGAAGGAAUACCAAUUGAAGGGUCUGCAAUGGAUGAUUUCUCUCUUCAACAACAACCUCAAUGGUAUAUUGGCCGACGAAAUGGGGUUGGGCAAAACCAUCCAGACCAUCAGUUUGAUCACGUAUCUUAUCGAAAAGAAACGUCAAAAUGGCCCCUUUUUGGUCAUUGUGCCUCUGAGCACGCUCACCAAUUGGAACCUGGAAUUCGAGAAAUGGGCACCGUCAGUCAGUCGAAUAGUAUACAAAGGGCCGCCCAAUACCAGGAAGCAGCAACAGAUGAGGAUUCGACAGGGCAACUUCCAAGUGCUUCUGACAACCUACGAGUACAUCAUCAAAGAUCGGCCGGUUUUGAGUAAAAUCAAAUGGGUGCAUACUAUCGUCGAUGAAGGUCAUCGUUUGAAGAACGCGGAGUCGAAGCUGAGCAGCACCAUCACACAAUACUACACGACACGCUACCGACUCAUCUUGACUGGAACACCUUUGCAGAACAACCUUCCCGAACUGUGGGCGUUGCUGAAUUUCGUGCUGCCCACAAUCUUCAAGUCGGUCAAGUCGUUUGACGAGUGGUUCAACACUCCUUUUGCCAAUACGGGUGGCCAGGAUAAGAUGGAACUGACUGAAGAAGAACAGCUCUUGGUCAUCCGUCGUCUCCACAAGGUGCUCCGACCUUUCUUGCUCCGUCGUCUCAAGAAAGACGUCGAGAAGGAUCUUCCUGACAAACAGGAACGUGUCGUUAAAUGCCGGUUUUCUGCUCUCCAAGCUAAGCUGUACAUGCAAUUAAUGACGCAUAACAAACUGGCGGUCACGGACGGCAAGGGUGGCAAGACCAGCAUGCGCGGUCUCAGCAAUAUGCUCAUGCAGUUGAGGAAAUUGUGCAACCAUCCCUAUGUCUUUGAACCCGUUGAAGACCAAAUGAAUCCCGGGAGAGGGACCAAUGACUCCAUUUGGCGAACAGCUGGCAAGUUCGAGCUCCUCGACAGGAUUCUGCCCAAGUUCCGUGCCACUGGCCAUCGUGUCCUGAUGUUCUUCCAAAUGACUCAGAUCAUGAACAUUAUGGAGGACUUCUUGCGGCUUCGUGGAAUUCAAUAUCUCCGUCUCGAUGGUGGCACCAAGGCUGAGGAUCGUUCAGAAUUACUUCGUGUCUUCAACGAACCUGGAUCUCCUUACUUCUGUUUCCUGCUCUCGACUCGUGCGGGUGGGUUAGGUCUGAACUUGCAGACCGCCGACACAGUCAUCAUCUACGAUUCAGAUUGGAAUCCUCACCAGGAUUUGCAGGCGCAAGAUCGUGCUCACCGGAUUGGACAAAAGAAUGAAGUCCGAAUCCUGCGUCUUAUCAGCUCCAACUCGGUGGAAGAAAAGAUCUUGGAGCGCGCCCAGUUCAAGCUUGACAUGGACGGCAAGGUCAUCCAAGCUGGUAAAUUCGACAACAAGUCGACCAACGAAGAACGAGACGCGUUCUUAAAGACCUUGCUGGAGUCAGCGGAGGCGGCCGAACAAGCUGGCGACCAAGAAGAAAUGGAUGACGACGAUCUGAAUGAGAUCAUGGCUCGGAAUGAAGCAGAAUUGGUGUUGUUCAAACAAAUGGACAAGGAGCGAGCCGAGACCGACAUAUAUGGACCUGGGCGUCCACUUCCUCGCUUGAUGGGAGAAAGUGAACUUCCUGAGAUCUACAUGGCCGAGGACAAUCCGGUUCAGGAGCCUGAGGAAGAGUACACGGGCCGUGGUGCCCGUGUCAAGACUCAAGUCAAGUAUGAUGAUGGUCUGACGGAAGAACAGUGGCUAGCAGCCGUGGAUGAUUCUGACGACUCUAUAACCGAGGCAGCGAAGCGCAAGGCUGCCCGGAUUGACAAGAGAAGAACGAACAAAGCCAAGCGAGAACGUGAAGCCGCCGGUGUGGCUUCUUCACCUGAAAAGAGCGAAAGCUCGGAAGAAGAGCCCCCUCCGAAGAAGAAAGGCCCGCGGAAGUCAGCCGGUCAGAAGCGUAAGGGCGACGACAUUGAGGAGGAGACGCCUGCAUCGAAGCGGAAGCGUGGAAAACAACCGAACAAGGCGGCCGACCCGCUAACGCCCCACGAACGAAGCGCCUUGCAAAAAGCAUUGAAGGCUGUGUUUGAAUCAAUCAAAGCCUUGGAAGUCCCGGAUUCAGACCCCGAAGACCAAUCUGAAGAAGAAAGCGAUGAUGAGCCGCCGACACGACUGGUCAUUGGGCCGUUCCUGGAACUCCCACCGAGAAAGUUGUACCCCGAUUACUACAACUUCAUCCAGGAGCCUAUUGCCAUGGACAUGAUUGAAAAACGUAUCAACAAUCACCAAUACACGAGCUUGAAUGAUCUUAGCAGAGACAUUGCUCUGUUGGCAAGGAACGCUAAGACGUACAAUGAAGACGGCAGUAUGCUUUACAAUGAUGCAAUUGCAAUCGAGAACCACUGUAAUGAAAUGAUCGCGAAACAAAUAUCUGAGCAUCCCAAUCUCGCGCAGAUAGGGGGAAGAAAUGCUCAAGACGGCGAGUCCACCGCAGCAGCAUCGAGUGCUGGCACGCCUCGCGGUUCUGCCGCCCCUACAGGGGGAACGAAGCUGAGAUUGACGUUGGGCGGAAAUGGAUUCGCUACGAAUGGAACUACGAGCGGAGCGGCCAGCGGCACUGAAUGA
Exophiala dermatitidis NIH/UT8656 is the source of this 4299-nucleotide messenger RNA. Its product is annotated as adenosinetriphosphatase. Gene Ontology annotation, cellular component: nucleus. The record is from RefSeq and is a predicted model, not a curated record. Bases 1 to 4299 code for a protein of 1432 amino acids. Lineage: Eukaryota; Fungi; Ascomycota; Eurotiomycetes; Chaetothyriales; Herpotrichiellaceae. Gene Ontology annotation, molecular function: ATP binding; ATP-dependent chromatin remodeler activity; DNA binding. Gene Ontology annotation, biological process: positive regulation of transcription by RNA polymerase II. The transcript is spliced from 3 exons.